AAACUUGCUCUCGAAUUCAUCAAAUGCAUUCGGGAGGCGCGGCUGGACGAUCCUGUGGCAAAACUCUCUGAAGAAGUGUUAUACCGACUUCGUCACCCUCCGCAUACGCCUCCAGAACCUCUCUCGCCUCUACAAAAGCACAGCAUCACCAACUACUUUGCGCUCGAGAACGCAUCUAUCAGAGCGUUUGAAGAGGUUCGUGCAUCUGAGAUCAAAACGUUCAAUGUGGCUGAGCAGGACUUACUUCACUUCGACGCGGUCGAGAAACUGAUUGCAAAAAUAACUGGCGUCGAGUCUGUCCAACAUGACAUGUGCUGGGACUCGUGUCAGGCAUUUACAGGUCCACUCGAGGAUGAUCUACGUUGCUCUCAGUGUGGCAAGCAUCGCUACGACCAGCACAUACUCAAACACAAGGGGAAACUUGUCUCUCGCAAGUUCCAUACCAUUCUAUUGGGUCCACUUCUCCAGGCUAUCUACCGCGAUCCUCAGAGUGCCGAAGACCUUGCAUAUCGUGUCCUCAAGACGCACGAAGUUCUUGAGGCCGCUAUUGCUAAUAACCGGAUCGUCGAGGUCUACGAUGACUACAUCUCAGGCUCAGAUUAUAUACAAAGCCUCCUCGAGAAGAAGAUACGCGACGAGGACAUCCUUAUUAUGUCUUCGCUUGAUGGUGCACAGCUCUUCGAGUCUCAGGCAUCCGAUUGUUGGAUCUACAUUUGGGUCAUUCUUGAGUACUCACCCGACAAGCGCUACAAGAAACAGUAUGUCUAUCCCGGCGGUUUCAUUCCUGGUCCCAACAAGCCCAAAAACGUCGAUUCGUUCCUUUUUCCAGGCUACCACCACGUCUCUGCCCUCCAACGCGAAGGCCUUGAGAUAUACAACGCAUGGGAGCAGCGGCAAUACACGUCGUUUGUCCACCACUAUCUUGCAACAGCCGAUGGCCCGGGACUAGUCUACUUCAACGGUAUGUGCGGGCACUGUGGUCAGAAUGGCUGCCGCCUAUAUUGCGGAGUCCGUGGCCGUCGUAAAACUCACGGCAAAACCUACUACCCUGCGUUGGCAAAACCGGACUCGCCAACAUACAAGGUCAAAGGCAGUGAUCACGCUACUGUCCUGGUGCAGGAUCUCCCACCCGCAGCAUCAACGGAAUACUAUCGGAAUCUCAAGAUGGUUGUCUCCGCCAGGUCCGAAACUGCUUACGACAAGGCCCGUCGAUAUACUGGUAUCACCAAGCCUAGCAUUCUCAUCGGUCUCCAGCCUGAGCAUACAUUAGAGGUCCCUCGAUGUCUUGCUCCCGACCAAAUGCAUCUGGCAGCACUGCUUGCAACUCUGCAUAUCGAUCUGUGGCGAGGCGAGAUUGAUAACGGCCUCUUCGACGAUCCUCGGUUGUGGCCGUUUUCUAUCUUUCUAGAUGACGACGUUUGGACAGCUCACGGCCUCGACGUCGAAGCUCUUGGGCUCCAUAUUCCUGGGUUACUUGAUGCCAAGCCACGGAACGUCAAGGAGAAUCACACUUCUGGAUACAAGACCUGGGAAUUCAUUAUCUGGUUCUAUGGCGAGUGUCCUGGCUUACUCUAUGAGCUCUUACCUUUAGAAUAUUGGAAACAUUUCUGCAAGCUUGUUCGCGGAUUUCGGCUCAUCAGUCAGCACUUGAUCACACUUGACGAGCUUCGCGAAGCUCAAAACUGCUUCUUAUCUUGGUACGAAGACUACGAGCGCCUCUACUAUGGGCACCGUGAAGAUCGCCUCCAUUUUGUAAGGCAAAGUGUUCACCAAGUCACUCAUCUAGUUGAGGAGACAAUCAAAAAAGGACCACCCAUCUGCUACGCGCAAUGGACGAUGGAGCGCACAAUAGGUAACUUGGGCCAGGAAAUCCGACAGCCCUCGCAGAUGUACGAGAACUUCUCACGUCAAGGUGUCCGUCGCUGCAUGAAGAACGCGCUCCGGGGGAUGAUGAAGGAGUUCGAUCCUCCAACCAAGGUUUCCUCCCUUGCUAAUGAUCUGGGGAAUGGAUAUCUAUUACUGCGUGCCCGCGACCGCUACAAGAUGUAUCCCAAAGGCAGAGAGUUUGGCGCUCUUGCACGAUACAUGGGCUGCCAACCACACAAAAUUCGUCGCUGGGCACGUCUGCAGCUACCCAACGGGCAUAUAACUCGUUGUGCAUGGCGAGAGAAUGCCUCUCGACAUGCAAAUAUCCGCAUUGCACGGAAUGUACGGUUUGAGGUCAACGGCCACGCACGACUUGGCGAGGUGAUUUACUAUACACAAGUUCGCCUCCCAUCUACACACGUCGACGCUCCCAAUGAAGUCCGUACUGUUGCUCUUAUCUGGCCGUACUCGAAUCCCGAUCCCAAUCUCCUUGAAUGGUCGUCGCAGACAUUGUGGUCAUGUCGCCAUCUAGGUGAAGCAUCAACCACAGUAAUUGAAGUUACUCAAAUCAAAGCACUGGUCGGUAUGUUACCACAUUCCCCGACAAUUCCGAGCACAGGAGUGGCCGAAGCACGUUUUCACAUGCUUGAAAAGCCAGGAUUUGAUGUAGCUACAUAUGCCGGCCCAGAUGAGUCUGAUCCUGAGCAGGAAGAUGAU
Molecule: messenger RNA, 2583 nt
Organism: Coniophora puteana RWD-64-598 SS2
Lineage: Eukaryota; Fungi; Basidiomycota; Agaricomycetes; Boletales; Coniophoraceae
Exons: 2
Source: RefSeq, a predicted model, not a curated record